AUGUAUCAUCGGCCGAAUCCCUCAGUCCGUUCCAUUCCCUCAAAUUCAAACCUAACUGGUCCCGCAAACACGAAUUCAAGCCCACGAAUCGCUCCAUUACUUCCACCAGCAGCUCUUAAUGGUCUUUCAAGUAAAACACCAGGCAUAAUUCUUUCCGCGCCCACGAACGGGUCUGCACACGAUUCCUCACCCACCAUCUGUGCUUUGCCGCUGAAAUACGUCUCCCUUGUCACCCUGGCAGUCCAGAAUGCAGCCUUGUCUAUCGUUAUGCACUACUCUCGCGUAUCGACACCACCCCAUCUAGCUUACUCCCCAGCAGCUGCCGUCUUGACUAACGAACUUCUCAAGGGCUCAAUAUCGUUCGUUAUAGCCCUUGGUCGCGUUAGAGAUGCAGCUGAUACUCCGUGGUCCUCUCGUAAGACGUUUGGAGGUGUUCUCCAGUCGUUUUUCCCUUGGUCGGCUGCCUUUCGCCAGGUAUGCAGUGAGAUAUUCAGUCCAGACUGUUGGAAGCUAUCUAUCCCCGCUAUCCUAUACGUAGUCCAGAACUCGCUGCAGUUCGUGGCCAUCUCAAACUUGCCUGUGGCUUCCUUUCAAGUAGCUUACCAGAUGAAGAUUUUGACUACCGCCGCAUUCUCCGUGGCACUUCUUCGGAGAAAGCUGUCUUCGACGAAGUGGCUGUCACUCUUCUUCCUUGCGAUUGGUGUUGGCAUCGUGCAGAUACAGACGGCGGCGACGUUUUCGCAUCCAGCACCUCGCGAAGUUCCUGUAGGCAGUGCGCAUGAAUCGGCCCCACACGUCCAUAUCAUGAGCCCGUUGAAAGGUUUUGGAGCGGUAACGGCAGCGUGCUUUACUUCUGGGUUGGCAGGUGUUUACUUUGAGAUGGUUUUGAAAAACUCCAAGGCAGAUUUGUGGGUACGCAAUGUUCAGCUGUCGUUGUUUUCGCUCCUCCCGGCACUCCUACCCAUUCUGUAUGCGCCUUCGCUACCAGACUCUAAUGGGUUCUUGUCGGAUUUGUUCCGUAACUUUGGAGCGUGGGCAUGGGCUACGGUGUCUAUCCAGGUCAUAGGAGGGCUUGUGACGGCGGUGGUGAUCAAGUACUCUGACAACAUUCUCAAAGGUUUCGCCACUUCGCUCUCCAUCAUUAUCUCCUUCCUAGCCUCUGUCGUCCUCUUCGACUUCCGCAUCACUCCGUCCUUUAUCAUCGGCGCGUCUACCGUGCUUGCUGCUACGUGGAUGUACAAUCAGCCAGCGGGUCAGGAACCUCUUUCGGGCUCUGGAAAGUCGUCGACGCCGUUCCCUGGUACGCCUGUCGGCCCUGAUGCUCCCAUCCUCGGGCAUUUCACUUCGAAGAAGAAAUCGUCAUCGCCGUUUGGUAGCCCGCGCGCUAUCGCUACUGCGCUCGGAUUCGCAGAUAAGGGCGCCCCCGUCGAUAAUGAGUACUUCUCCGAGAUGGAGUCGACGUCGCGAUACCUGAAUGCGCCAUACGGCUCACCAUACCCUUCGCGUUCGCCCACCCCGCGUCCUGAGGAGCGUUUGUGAGCUGAUGAUGAAGGAAACGUUCU
Molecule: messenger RNA, 1562 nt
Organism: Serpula lacrymans var. lacrymans S7.9
Lineage: Eukaryota; Fungi; Basidiomycota; Agaricomycetes; Boletales; Serpulaceae
Exons: 3
Coding region: 1-1539 (512 amino acids)
Biological process (GO): pyrimidine nucleotide-sugar transmembrane transport
Cellular component (GO): Golgi membrane
Molecular function (GO): UDP-galactose transmembrane transporter activity
Source: RefSeq, a predicted model, not a curated record